AUGUCCAAGGAAGCAGCAGACCAGGACAUCCUCGCGCUUGUAUCGCAAGAAGUCUCCCAGACACCAUACGCUUGCUCGACUCUCACCCAGCUCAGCGGAGGUACAGCCAACUUCGUCUACCGGGGCAUCCUCUCGCGGCCCCUCGAGGACGGCACGAAGACCAUCAUCAUCAAGCACGGCGAGGCCUACGCCGCCUCGAAUCGCGAUUUCAAGCUCCCCACAGAGCGCUGCGUUAUCGAGGAAACCAUCCUCAGCGCCCUGAACAACGUCCCCGCCACAGCAGCAGAGCCAGAAAACACCGGCACCAGCACCAGCACCAGCACCCCGCGCUGCACAGUCCGCACCCCGCACCUCUUCCACUUCAACCGCGCCACCAACACGCAGAUCCUCGAAGACCUCCCGGAUGCCCUGGACCUGAAGACCUUCAUGCUGGCGCCCGCGGCCGCGCACCGCGUGCCCCACGACCUGGCGACGGUGAUCGGCCGCGCGGUGGGGAAAUGGCUGCGCGCGUUCCACGACUGGGUGGCUGAGGCGAGCCAGGGGGCGCUGGCGCAGGCGUCGGAGAAGAACAAGCUCAUGCGUGAUCUCAAGUUCACGGUCAACUAUAACAAUCUCGUGGGGCAGGCGGGUCGGUUCCCUGCGCUGCUGGCGGAGAGUCAGCCGGUGUUUCGGCGGGUGCGGGACAUGGCGGCGGCGGAGUUGGGUGGGACGGAGGGGGAGGGGUUUGGGGUGAUCCAUGGGGAUUUUUGGUCGGGGAAUGUACUGAUCCCGGGAACGGCCCUGGAUCAGCAGCUUGAUGUACCGCUGUUCGUGACGGAUUGGGAACUAUGCCAGUACGGCCCGCGGGCCCUGGAUCUGGGCCAGAUGAUCGCUGAACUCUACGAGCUGAAGCACUUCAAGGAUAUCGAUGCAGGGAUCUGGAUCAUCGAAGGACUGGCGGAAGGGUAUGGCGUGAUUGACGAGGAUAUGGCCUUCCGCACCGCCAUCCAUGUCGGCGUCCAUUUGAUCUGCUGGGGCAGUACGGUUGCAGGAUGGGGAACGGAUGAACAGAUCGAAGAGGUCGUCAAGAUCGGAAGGGAUCUUGUGGUUAGGGGCUGGGAGAAGGAUAGAGCCUGGUUUGAGGGAAUAUGGCUCCGAGGCUUGUUUACUCGAGCUUAG
This is a messenger RNA of Aspergillus clavatus NRRL 1, 1158 nucleotides long. RefSeq lists its product as uncharacterized. The transcript has 3 exons. The coding region runs from base 1 to 1158 and encodes 385 amino acids. Lineage: Eukaryota; Fungi; Ascomycota; Eurotiomycetes; Eurotiales; Aspergillaceae. The record is from RefSeq and is a predicted model, not a curated record.